Molecule: messenger RNA, 1513 nt
Organism: Cornus florida
Lineage: Eukaryota; Viridiplantae; Streptophyta; Magnoliopsida; Cornales; Cornaceae
Product: GDSL esterase/lipase At1g29670-like
Exons: 5
Coding region: 103-1191 (362 amino acids)
Molecular function (GO): hydrolase activity, acting on ester bonds
Source: RefSeq, a predicted model, not a curated record
CUCAUCACUUCACCAUUAGUAAUGUUUGCAUCUCUAAAUUAAUAUUUCUGUUUUAUAUUUUUGUAUCUACAUCUUGUUUUAUUCUUUGUUUUUGGAAAUACAAUGGGUGGUGAGCUAAAGAAAUGUUUAGUGAUGAUGAUGGUAGUUUUGAGUUGGGGUUAUGGGGUUGCAGGAAACCAAGUGCCCUGUUACUUCAUUUUUGGUGAUUCGUUGGUUGACAAUGGCAAUAAUAAUUAUCUUGUGUCGUUGGCCAAAGCCAAUUACAGGCCCUAUGGAAUUGACUUUCCACAGGGUCCGACCGGAAGGUUUUCUAAUGGCAAAACUACUGUUGAUGUCAUUGCUCAGCUUUUGGGCUUCAAAAAUUAUAUUCCUCCCUAUGCAACCACGAGGGGUCGAGCCUUACUCAAAGGAGUGAACUAUGCAUCAGCAGCUGCAGGAAUCAGAGAUGAAACUGGAUAUCAAUUGGGUGCGCGAAUUAGCAUGAAUGGGCAAGUGAGAAACUACAGAAGCACAGUAGCACAAGUGCGUCAAAUACUGGGAAGUAACAACUCUGCCGCAAAACAUCUCAGCAAAUGCAUACAUUCGGUCGGAAUCGGCAGCAAUGACUACCUCAACAACUAUUUUAUGCCCAGAUUUUACACCACCAGCCGCAGAUACACACCUAAACAAUAUGCUAUUGUUCUUAUUCAACAAUAUUCUCAGCAAGUAACGCGUUUGUACAACUAUGGAGCAAGGAAAUUUGUGUUGAUUGGAGUGGGGCAGAUUGGGUGCAGCCCAAAUGCAAUAGCCCAGAACAGAGUAGCAAAUGGUUCAUGUGUAGAAAGAAUCAACAGUGCAAAUCAGCUUUUCAAUAGGAGGCUUAAAUUUCUUGUUAGGGACUUAAACAAGAACCUAACUGACGCCAAAUUUAUCUACAUCAACGCUUAUGAUAUUUUUCAGGACAUACUCAACAAUCCUUCAACCAAUGGUUUCAAGGUCACAAAUGCGGGGUGUUGCGGUGUAGGGAGGAACAAUGGUCAAGUUACAUGUCUUCCUCUACAAACUCCUUGCCCAAAUAGGGAUGAGUAUGUGUUUUGGGAUGCAUUUCACCCAACAGAACAUGCAAAUGAGAUUGUUGGGAAUAGAUCUUAUAUUGCUGGCUCUACCUCGGAUUCAUUCCCAUAUGAUAUUCGUCGCUUAGCUCAACUUUGAAGAUGGUGGCUUAUUUAAUUAUUACAUGUUAUGUAUGUAUGUUUUUUUAAAAAAAAAAUAAACACGAGUGUUGCGUUGCACUCUCAAGUCCUGUGUCAAAUAAGUAGUUUCAAGAAAGGAAGAAGAAUCAAUCACCUGAUCAUCUUCUCAUUCUUGACUACUGAUUUCACUCUUUAGGAUUAUUAAUUACAUUGGAUAUGCAAGUGUGGUGUAUUAACAGUGUUGUGUGUUUUUGGGAGUCCGAUUCAGACUCUCCAUCAUUAAUUGCUCUUAUUGUUAUUUCUAUUACCUUUGAAAGAUGCGUCAUAAUGUUUUAUAACAA